Molecule: messenger RNA, 1206 nt
Organism: Exophiala aquamarina CBS 119918
Lineage: Eukaryota; Fungi; Ascomycota; Eurotiomycetes; Chaetothyriales; Herpotrichiellaceae
Exons: 6
Coding region: 1-1206 (401 amino acids)
Cellular component (GO): trans-Golgi network; endosome; Golgi apparatus
Molecular function (GO): antiporter activity
Source: RefSeq, a predicted model, not a curated record
AUGGCAGACAUCGAGAAGAAAGCCCGCCUGUCGGGUGAACAGACACGAAGUGCUGAAGCUGCCUCUGUCCUACCAACCACAAAUGCUCCCUCCGAGAAGGCUGCUCCGCCUCAAUCUUCUCUGCACCCGGCCGUCUACGUCGCGACUUGGAUUGGCUUCAGUGGAGGUGUGAUUCUAUUCAACAAGUGGCUCUUGAGUACAUUGGGUUUCAGCUUUCCUAUCACAUUGACAGCAUGGCAUAUGAGUUUUGCUACCUUCAUGACCCAAUUGCUUGCAAGGACCACUACUCUCCUCGAUGGACGGAAAACCGUGAAGAUGACGGGCCGAGUCUAUAUCCGGGCAAUCCUUCCAAUCGGUUUCUUUUUCAGCUUGAGUCUGAUUUGUGGUAACCAAGUCUAUCUCUACUUGAGCGUGUCAUUUAUCCAAAUGUUGAAGGCUACAAUGCCUGUGGCUGUCCUUUUGAUCUCCUGGGUCAUGGGAAUUGCACCCCCUAGCCUUAAGACAUUAGGAAAUGUCUCUUUCAUUGUCAUUGGCGUCGUCAUCGCCUCAUAUGGAGAGAUCGAAUUCGUCCUCACCGGUUUCCUCUACCAAGUGGGCGCCAUCAUUACCGAGGGCACUCGUCUAGUGAUGGUGCAGCGACUCCUCAGCUCGGCCGAGUAUAAGAUGGAUCCACUGGUUUCUCUCUACUACUUUGCUCCUGUGUGUGCAGUGAUGAACGGCCUCACCGCUCUUGUGCUCGAAGUCCCCAGCAUGACCAUGAAGAACAUUUACGAUGUUGGCAUCUUUUUGUUGAUCGCCAAUGCGAUGGUGGCAUUCUUGCUCAACGUCUCAGUGGUUUUCUUGAUUGGAAAGACAUCUUCGUUGGUGCUUACCCUUUGCGGUAUUCUCAAGGACAUCCUUCUCGUAGGCUGCUCGGUGGCAAUCUGGGGAAACCCGGUUACCAAGACGCAGCUCUUUGGUUAUGCUGUUGCCCUUGGUGGUUUGUUGUACUACAAGCUUGGGGCUGAACAGUUCAAGCAAUACAUUAGCCAGGGUGGUCGGGCUUGGUCAGAAUUUGGCGUGCAACGACCAGCUAUGCGAAAGGCUCUGGUUUUUGGCCUGGUGAUUUUGACUAUGUUCAUCCUCCUCGGCGGGCUGGCUCCCACGUAUGCACCUGACCAGACGCAAAACUUGAAGAACAUGUUGAGCACUGGCCUAGGCUCAUAA